Molecule: messenger RNA, 2051 nt
Organism: Scomber japonicus (chub mackerel)
Lineage: Eukaryota; Metazoa; Chordata; Actinopteri; Scombriformes; Scombridae
Product: NLR family CARD domain-containing protein 3-like
Exons: 8
Coding region: 15-2051 (678 amino acids)
Molecular function (GO): protein binding
Source: RefSeq, a predicted model, not a curated record
UUAUUAUACUGUGUAUGUGUGUGUGUGUCUCCAGUGUUACUGGUUUACCUCUCAGACUCCAGAAGAUGAAGGAAGAGGAGGAAGAGGAGGACGGAGCAGAGUCUGUAAUAUCCAGCUGUGUGUCUAUGAAGAGUGACCGGUCUAAUGAACCUCCUCCAUUCUUCAGUAAUGAACCUGGACCCUCAGACACAAAACAGAGAGCAGAGUCUGUAAUAUCCAGAAUUAUGUUUAUGAAGAAUCGCUGGUUCAGACGUCUUCCUCUAUUCUUCAGGAAUAAACCUGGACCCUCAGACACAAAAGAGAGGAAGAGGAGGGCUGUUUCUGUGGAGGAGCAUGUAGAAAAAGAUCCAGACCUGGACUGCACACAGACAGUCGGACCAGCACUGUACAAACUGUUCAUCUUUGACGGCCUGGAUGAAAGCAGACUUUCACUGGAUUUCAACAACAGUGAGGUCGUGUCUGAUGUCACACAGAAGUCAUCAGUCAGUAUGCUGUUGACAAACCUCAUCCAGGGGAAGCUGCUUCCCUCGGCUCUCGUCUGGAUAACUUCCCGACCUGCAGCAGCCAAUCAGAUCCCUCCUUCAUGUGUGGGCAGGGUAACAGAAGUACGAGGCUUCACUGACGACCAGAAGGAAGAGUACUUCAGGAGGAGAUUCAGUGAUGAAGAGCAGUCCAGCACAAUCAUCUCACACAUCAAGACAUCCAGGAGCCUCCACAUCAUGUGUCACAUCCCAGUCUUCUGCUGGAUCACUGCUACAGUUCUGGACCACAUGUUGACUUCAGACCAGAGAGGAGAGCUGCCCAAGACCCUGACUGACAUGUACUCACACUUCCUGCUGGUUCAGACAAAGAGGAAGAAGAACAAGUAUGAUGAGGGACAUGAGACGAGUCCACAGGAGCUGACGAAGGCUGACAGGAACCUUCUUCUUAAGCUGGGGAGGCUGGCGUUUGAACAACUGGAGAAAGGAAACAUCAUGUUCUACCAAGAAGACCUGGAGCAGUGUGGUCUUGACGUCACACAGGCUGCAGUGUUAUCAGGAGUUUGUACAGAGAUCUUCAAAAGGGAGAGUGUGAUCUUCCAGAAAACAGUCUACAGCUUUGUUCAUCUGAGCGUUCAGGAGUUUCUGGCUGCAGUCUACAUGUACCACUGUUACACCAGCAGGAAGACAAAGGUACUGAAGAACUUCCUGGGUUACAGUUACUCAUCUUUGAAUGACUUCCUGAAGGGAGCCAUGGAGAAAUCUCUCAGGAGUAAAAAUGGCCACCUCGACCUGUUUAUCCGCUUCCUUCAUGGCCUCUCUCUGGAGUCCAACCAGAAACUCUUAGGAGGCCUGCUGGGUCAGACAGACAACAGUCCAGAAACCAUCCAGAGAGUCAUCAACAAUCUGAAGGAGAUGAACAUUGGUGAUAUCUCUCCUGACAGAAGCAUCAACAUCUUCCACUGUCUGAUGGAGAUGAACGACCACUCAGUACAUCAGGAGAUCCAAAAGUUUCUGAAGUCAGAGAACAGAUCAGAGAAGGAACUCUCUGUGAUCCACUGCUCAGCUCUGGCCUACAUGCUGCAGAUGUCAGAGGAGGUUCUGGAUGAGUUGGACAUGAGGAAGUACAACACAUCACUGGAGGGACAACGGAGACUUAUCCCAGCUGUGAGGAAUUGCAGAAAGGCUCUACUUGGCUGCUGUGGACUCUCAGAGACUCACUGUGACGUUGUGGCCUCAGCUCUGAAGUGCAACCCCUCCCAUCUCACAGACCUGGACCUGAGUUACAACUACGACCUGAAGGAUUCAGGAGUGAAGUGUCUGUCUGCUGGACUGGAGAGUCCAAACUGUAGACUGGAGACUCUGAUAUUGAUUAACUGCAGUUUGUCAAAGAUCAGCUGUGAUUAUCUGGCCUCAGCUCUGAAGGACAACCCCUCCCAUCUCAGAGAGCUGGAUCUGAGACUCAACAUCCUGAAGGACUCAGACAUGCAGCAGCUGAUUGGUCUUCAACAGACUGCUUCUAUUUUGAUAGCUGUGAAAAAAGCGAGCCUCACUGAGGCAGCUUCGACCUGA